AGCACGGGUCUGAGUGUGCAGAUUAUCACACGGGCGCGCGGAUCCGAAGGGGUUACAAUGGGGGAUGUGAUGAAGACUAAUUAGCGCCUUCCUCGCCGAUGUUGCUGGAAGACACCAUGAAAUAUGUCUCUCCUGAGAAAGAUUAACCGAGUCCUGCUGACUCUGGUGGUCCUGAUGGUGGUUCUCCUUCUACGCAGGACGCUGUUCGGGGUGCCGCCCCGACCCAAACUCACCGAUCAUAUGAAGGACCCUGGGAUCGCUCACCAUGACGUCUCCGAGACCACCCCGGAGCCGGACGAAGACAUCCCAGUCAUCAUCUGCGCAUCGGAGGAGCACAUGGGCGGAGCCAUGGCCGCCAUCAACAGUGUCUACAGCAACACGGACGCCAGUGUGUUCUUCUACAUUGUCACGCUUCAAGAUGCCGUCAAGCAGACUCGGCAGUAUAUAGAGCAAACCAGGCUGAGGGAAAUCAAGUACAAGAUUGUUGAAUUCAACCCCAUGGUCCUGAGGGGGAAAGUCAAACCUGCUUCAGCCCGACCAGACCUGCUUCACCCGCUGAACUUUGUGCGCUUUUACCUGCCCUUGCUUGGCAUCCGUCACAGGAGGGUGAUUUACUUAGACGAUGACGUCAUCGUGCAAGGUGACAUCAGAGAUCUGUACGAUAUCGAGCUGAAGCCGGGUCACGCCGCUGCCUUCGCCACGGACUGCGACCUUCCCUCCACCCAUGAGAUGGUUCGCAGUGUGGGGAUGCAGACGACCUACAUGGGCUUCCUGGACUAUAGGAAACAGGAAGUGAGGGACCUGGGAAUCAAUCCCAACCAGUGCUCGUUCAACCCCGGCGUAUUCGUGGCCGACGUGAACGAGUGGAAGAAACAGAAGAUUACCAAACAGCUGGAGAAAUGGAUGGAGGACAACUUCAGGCGGAAUAUAUAUGGCAGUGCCUUGGCAGGGGGCGUGGCUACUCCCCCUAUGCUAAUAGUGUUUCAUGACAAAUACACAACAAUAGACCCGCUGUGGCACGUCAGACACCUAGGUUGGGGUCCGGACGCACACUAUUCCGACAGCUUCCUUGAGGGGGCGCACCUGCUGCACUGGAACGGUCGCUUCAAACCGUGGCUUUACCCAGGCGUCCACCUGGACCUGUGGGAGAAGUGGUUCAUCCCAGACCCCACUGGAAAGUUUGCUUUGGUUCGACCCAAGAGAGAACGCCAUUGACUGGACCGUACCAUGUCUGAGGCAUGUCCCAUUUGGGGAACUACUGGACAAUGUGUG
Molecule: messenger RNA, 1272 nt
Organism: Lampris incognitus (smalleye Pacific opah)
Lineage: Eukaryota; Metazoa; Chordata; Actinopteri; Lampriformes; Lampridae
Gene: glt8d2
Product: glycosyltransferase 8 domain containing 2
Exons: 10
Coding region: 124-1215 (363 amino acids)
Cellular component (GO): Golgi apparatus
Molecular function (GO): glycosyltransferase activity
Source: RefSeq, a predicted model, not a curated record